CUCAUCGAAUACUCAAUUCUAUUGACGUUCUGCUUCAGCCUUCUAUUCGCUAGCGUUGAAAGGAGAGGAAACAACAAUUCUAUCCUUUUAUUCUUGGACAAUUUGUUUAUAAACAGUUUGCUAUUUAGUAAUUAUUUUAGAUGUAAUGGCCCAAGAGGAGGAGGUGGUAAAUAGUUGUCGGGUUUGCCGCAGUCCUAAUCAAGACGGUGACUAUGAGUGUUUGUACGCAAUACAAGUGGUAGAAGAAGGUGAUCUUAUGCAGUCGAACACAUGGCAAUUGACGGACACGGGGAAGUUGUAUGAAGACAUGCUCGGCAUUCAGAUUGAUUCAUCAACACUAGAGGUGUACCCACAGUACCUCUGCAAUAGUUGUGAUUUACAAAUGCGCCUAUUUCGAAAAUUGACGAUGAAGGCACGCAGAACUCUAGAAGAAUUGGCAAAUAUAUACAAACCUAUAAAAAAGGAUACCUCCUUUCAGCAGAAGUGUGAUACAGUGCCACAAGAGGCAUUGCAUACCACUAGUCCAAUUAUACUUGGUGAAGAAUUUCUCGAAAAUGGCAUUUCAGCAAUGGACAAUGAGGAAAACUGUGUCACAGAGUCCGUACUUUCGGAAACCAUUCCAACAGAACAAACCCAAAAUGAUUUUGAUUGCGACAAACGGCAAUCAUUCACGCCGAUUACCAGAGACGCUGAGACAUACCUACAAGAAGUAUCGUGCGCUGAGAUAACGCCAGCGGCAGAGGAAUCAAAUGACGUUCUAAAUGAAUUACAAGUAGUGGCCUUAAGAGGGAGUGAAAAGCCAUAUUACGUAGCUGAUACUGACAUCGAACCAUCGAAUGAUACAAAAGAGAUAGAAUUCGUAUCGUUAUUUGAUGAAAAUUCUAUAGAAGAUGCACAUGAUUUGAAACAGGAGUCAGUCGAGUUCUUCGACGUGCAUUAUUUGGAAGACACGAAUAGUAGUCUACCGAUAAAUGCACUAGAGAGACCAAAGGUUGAAGGCGCCUGCAAUAGUGGUGGUACAAGGCGCGCAUAUGAAUGUCAGGCCUGCGGAUUGGAAUUUUUGCGUCGCACAGAUUUUCUGCAACAUCGCAAAACUGUGCAUUCCAAUAAAUUUCCGUGCCCCUACUGCUCAAAGUUGUUGCACACCAACGAUGCGUUACGCGUACACUUGCGUCUGCAUGGUGGUCAGCCGGCCCACAAAUGUGAUAUAUGUCAGCGUACUUUCAAUCAAAAAGUACACUACCGUUAUCACAUGGAUCGGCAUAAUAAUGUGCGGAAUUUCAAGUGCACGAAAUGUGGAAAGGCAUUCCUGGCCAAGCACGAUUUGACGGUACAUAUGCGUUCGCAUACCGGCGAACGGCCGUACGAAUGUGAGAUUUGCGGUAAAGACUUCCUCAUAAUGCAACAUCUAAAAAUGCACCGCUAUUCACAUAGUAGUAAAUCAUUUGAGUGCCAUGAGUGCAAUCAGAAAUUUAUUUCGCCUUCAACGCUACGCAUUCACCAGGACACUAUACACACUAGUGAACGACGCUUCCAGUGUGAAUUUUGCGUAAAACGCUUUCGCCGAAAACAUCACUUAAUUGCGCAUUAUAAAGUGCAUCAAAAACCCGAACGUACAACAAAUGGUUUCGAUGAUUUGGUUGAGAAGGGUGAAGAUAACGAAACAGAUGGCUUCCAAAUAGUGUCAGAUAUGCAUGAUCAACAGCUGGCGAUGGAGGAAGACGUAGGUGGCUUUUUGGAAAUCAACGAAGAUGAGCACAUCGAUAGUAUAUUAGUUGUGGAUGACGGGGAUGAUGACGCACAAGCCAUCUAUGGUACCGAUUAUGUGAUAGAUCUGACAGAAGAAAGUGGUGGCAUUGCGUUUCAACGUGGAAUGAUGUGAAAAUAAAUGAGUAUUAUUUUAAGAAAGAAAAAUC
Anastrepha ludens (Mexican fruit fly) is the source of this 1916-nucleotide messenger RNA. RefSeq names its product zinc finger protein 420-like. Bases 146 to 1882 code for a protein of 578 amino acids. Gene Ontology annotation, cellular component: nucleus. The record is from RefSeq and is a predicted model, not a curated record. The transcript has 5 exons. Lineage: Eukaryota; Metazoa; Arthropoda; Insecta; Diptera; Tephritidae. Gene Ontology annotation, biological process: regulation of transcription by RNA polymerase II. Gene Ontology annotation, molecular function: zinc ion binding; RNA polymerase II transcription regulatory region sequence-specific DNA binding; DNA-binding transcription factor activity, RNA polymerase II-specific.